GUAAUCUGUGCCGCAAAAAUCAAAUCUGUGUCAUGUCGACUGUCGGACGGUCGUGUCGCUAAAUAUUUUAGGGUGUGUUUAUGGCGUGAUAAAUUAUUAUUUAAAGCUGUUGUAGUGAGAUUGAGAGUAGUUUUGAAAAUUUGACGAAUAGUGGUGAUAAUGUUACGGGUUAUACUGGAUAAAUUUUGGAAUGAAGAUGUGUGGUUACCGCCGAAUACGACUUGGGAAGAUCUUGCACCGGGUCCAGACAAGGCGGUGGUUUACAAUGACUAUAGGCACCUCCUGUACCCCCUGCCCUUGGCACUGGUGCUGAUAGUCCUGCGGCGUACUCUAGAGGAGUAUUGGUUUGCCCCAUUUGGCAAAUCCUUAGGCAUUAAGAAUACUAGAUCAAAGAAAGCCCCAAGUAAUCCUAAAUUGGAGAAUGCAUAUCAAUUAUCACCAAAAAUUAAGCAUAAACAGUUCUUUUUGAACAAGGAUGAGAUAUGUUCGUUAGCAAAGCAACUCGACAUGACAGAGAGGCAGGUGGAACGAUGGUGGAGGUUAAGAAGGAGCCAGGAUAAACCCUCGACCCUGGUGAAGUUCUGUGAGAAUAUGUGGAGGUUCACAUUUUACUUGUACAACUUCUCCUACGGUGUCUUCAUAUUGUGGGAGAAGGAGUGGCUUUGGGAUAUCGAUCAGUGUUAUAUCGGAUAUCCGCACCAGGGCCUCACCAACGACAUCUGGUGGUACUACAUGAUAUCAGCAGCGUUUUAUUGGGCGCUGACGUUCUCCCAGUUCUGGGACGUGCGGCGCAAGGACUUCUGGCAGAUGUUCGUGCACCACAUCGCCACCAUCCUGCUGCUGUCCUUCAGCUGGGUCUGCAACCUGCACAGGAUCGGCACGCUCGUGCUCUUAGUCCAUGACUGUGCGGAUAUUUUCUUGGACGCAGCGAAAGCAGCGAAAUACGCCAAUUAUCAACGGCUGUGUGACACUAUCUUCGCUGGUUUUACUGUCUUAUGGAUUGUUUCAAGACUCUUCGUCUAUCCGUUCUACAUUAUUUGGAGUACAUCAAUCCGCGCUCCCAUGCUGCUCCCGAUGUUCCCCGCCUACUACAUCUUCAACUCGCUGCUGUGUCUACUAUUAGGCUUGCAUAUGGUAUGGACCUGGCUUAUACUGCAGGUCGCCUAUAAGGCUAUUAGUGCUGGACAGAUGGAAGGCGACAUCAGAAGUUCUAGUUCGGAAAUAAGCGACAGUUCACACCAAUCGAACCACAGCACGCCGAAUCGUGUCAAUAAUAAAAAAGUGAGACUCGUGAGAUAUACGAGAACCGCAGGAGGGACUCUCAUUCGGCGACCGCCGAAGUCUUAGGGCAAGGUCUCGAUACCCGGUGUGAACCGGCAAGUGAAAAUAAAAACAGAGACAUAGGGUCAGGCCGACCGUCCAGGCGUUCUGCUCAGCGUCCGUGGCGCCAUCUGGCGGCCACAAACAUGACUACAUCACUCCACGUUACGAGGUUGUAACUAGUAUAUCAUUAAUUAUACAAGGGGCCACGUUUACAUUUUGUAUUUAUGACAAACUGUCUGUUCUUUAAGUCUUUGACUGCCAAUAGAAAACUGUUGAAGGCAAAUCCUCCGCUAACGUCGGUCACCGGUGACCACCACGGCGUUCAAUGUGUUAAGUUUUAUAUAUCAGCAUCAUCAGUUGGGAGUUGUCUAUUGCUGAAUAAAAGCUUCCCCUUAAGCAGGGUUGCAAUAAUUCCCGCGCUUGACAGGCUUUGCUAUGCAAUUUUUUAACCAAAUGUAUACAAAUGUUGUUUUAUAAUGUCUAUUUUUAUGUUUAUUACAUUAAAGUAUUUUAAAGAAGCCUUACAAAGACCACAAUCAUGAGAAUAAUUUAUUAAUUUAUUUAUGAUAGUCGUUGUUGACUGCACAAAACCUCGAUCUACAAGAUUAUUUAAUAACUUUAAGCUUAUUUAAAAUAUAUCUCAGUAAUGUGGCCCCAAAACGUUCGUCCUAUUAUGUUGUUCAUUCAUUCGUGAAUGAACGAAACGAGCUAUUGAUAAGUCCGUAUUUAUAAUGAACACGUGAGAUUUCUAAGUAUUGAUAAACGUAAA
Molecule: messenger RNA, 2092 nt
Organism: Spodoptera frugiperda (fall armyworm)
Lineage: Eukaryota; Metazoa; Arthropoda; Insecta; Lepidoptera; Noctuidae
Product: ceramide synthase 5
Exons: 9
Coding region: 160-1347 (395 amino acids)
Biological process (GO): ceramide biosynthetic process
Cellular component (GO): membrane
Molecular function (GO): sphingosine N-acyltransferase activity; DNA binding
Source: RefSeq, a predicted model, not a curated record